AGCUUCACAACCGCACCGCUUUCCUUCUCUUCUCUUUCUCGCCGCUCGUUCCUGCUUUCUUUGGCUUCCAUCAUGCGGGCGACAUUUCUCUCAGCGCUCCUGUAUUCCCUCUCGACCGCACACUAUUCCGCCGCCGCGUCGGACAAACUGCUGAAACCAUGCACCGCCAUCUCGCCGACGACUGAGCGCUUCUUCGACCUGAACCCGCUGCACCGGACGCCGCCGGAGGAAGGGAAGAAGAAGAAAGAAGGGGAGGAAGGCAGCUGGCACGCAAGAGGACAUGAUUAUGGUGCCAAUUUUACAAUCAACUUCUGCGGCCCGGUGGUGGAGGAGCUACAGAAUGUAGCAGAUCUGGACAAAAGCUAUUGGAAGAAUGUGAGCGCAUUCUAUGAGAAGGGAGAUAAGCAGUACGCCAUUGGCCUCGAAAGCUACGAGCCCGUCUUCCGCGGCCGCAAACUCGUCCUCAACUACACCGGCGGCUCCCUGUGUCCCUCUUCCAAAUCCCGCCGUGCUCUCCACACGCCGGUCGACCUCUCCCUCACGCCCCGCGCGAUAAUCGGUGAUGACGACGACGACGAAGACGAGGAUGACAGACCCCGAAAGAAGCCGUCAGACAGUGAGCGCCGCAAAACUACCAUCAUCUCGCUGCUCUGCGAAUCCGAUCCACUAGCGAAGACUUCAUUUUCCUUCGUCGCCGCUGUAGACGACUGUGUAUACUUCUUCGAGGGGCGCUCGCCGUAUGCUUGCGGUGGUGUGCAGGCCGAGACACAGGCCCUGAGCCCCGGAGGAGUGUUUGGCGUCAUCGUACUGAUUGCGGUGCUGGUGUAUCUUGUCGGUGGUUGUGUAUACCAGCGGACGGUCAUGCAUCAGCGCGGAUGGAGACAGCUGCCCAACUACCAGAUGUGGGCCGGCAUCGCGCGCUUCGUUGCUGACAUGUUCAUAAUCCUCACUUCCUCCUGCGCACGCUUCCUCCCCUCGCGCCGAGGCUACAGCCGCGUCUCGCUCGGCCACGACAGCGGUCGCCGCGGCCGACGAAAUGAGGACGAAAACAGGCUGAUAGAUAACCUAGACGAGGAAUGGGACGACUGAUCUAUUCAACACUGUUUUUGUUCUGUUUGGCAUCUGCAUUUAGAUCUGGGUAUCGGAGUUCGACCGGGUUCGGGAUACGGUAUGCGGGAACGGGAAAGGGAUUAUAGGCUUUUGUACGGAUAUUUUGGCCUGCGCGUUCGUAGCGUCGCAAGCGCCAGGCUAACAUGUAUAGCGUCUCCUACGCUGCUAAAACUCUUUUGCAUAUCAAAAUAUCCGUUUGAUGACG
This is a messenger RNA of Trematosphaeria pertusa, 1315 nucleotides long. RefSeq names its product mannose 6-phosphate receptor domain-containing protein. NCBI's taxonomy places the organism in Eukaryota, Fungi, Ascomycota, Dothideomycetes, Pleosporales, Trematosphaeriaceae. The record is from RefSeq and is a predicted model, not a curated record. The transcript is spliced from 3 exons. Bases 73 to 1089 code for a protein of 338 amino acids. Gene Ontology annotation, biological process: vacuolar transport.